Messenger RNA from Corticium candelabrum, 1192 nucleotides. Its product is annotated as transmembrane protein 45B-like. The coding region runs from base 101 to 994 and encodes 297 amino acids. The record is from RefSeq and is a predicted model, not a curated record. Lineage: Eukaryota; Metazoa; Porifera; Homoscleromorpha; Homosclerophorida; Plakinidae. The transcript has 2 exons.
GGCCCCCAAAAAGAAUUCGCGUGGUGGGCACGCGAGUAAGGGCGUCCUAGCCGACUCUCGCCGGCUUUGUCGCUGUUGUCCUGAGUCAUCCCGGCUCAAAAUGGGCUCGUUCGUGGGACAUCUCUUUCCUGGUCUUGCGUUUAUCUUCUACGGACUGGUGACGCUCCUUCACGCUUCUCAUCACUUUCAUAGAGGCCAGAGAAACAAAGGCCGUCGCCUCGGAAAGCGAUCACUGGGGAGAACAAGAAUUCCUCCUUGGUGCGGGAUAUCAUCUCCAUGCUGCUACUUUCCUCUGGAGCCCCUUACAAAGGUGUUGCUCCCCCUGGGAGGUAUCAUUGGUGAAAUUGCACAUGCUAAAUUUAGCCUGUACUCGGGAUCCCGUUUGAUUAAUGUCAACAACUUUGGGCAUAGUGCAAUGUUCACACCUUUUGUUAUCAGUGGUGUCAUCGACUUGAUUGGUUGUGUAGUUCAUCUGCCUGCCAGGUCGCAAAAACUUUUUGUUGCGUUUGCGUUUGCCCUAGAGUUUCUUGCAUUUGCUCUUCAUCUUGAUGGGAGGUCACGUUUGGAAACACAAUGUCACGUCUUGUUGUCAAUUGCUUGUGCUGCGUGUUUUAUGUUUGCUGCAUUGGAAAGUUGUGAUCCAUCCAAUGUUUGCUAUUUUAUUGGCAGAGGUCUGUUCACUGUUGUUCAAGGGACCUGGUUUAUUCAGCUUGGUUUAAUUCUGUAUGGAUGGCCACCUUGGGACGAUAAUGAGCAUGGAAUUUUGGAAUUGGCUUCUGUUGCUUUCCUCUGGCAUGUUAUUGUAAAUGUUCUCCUCAUGUGUUUGCUGUUCUUCCUGACUUGGUUGACUAUGGGCACAUGCAUCCAGUCCACCAGUUGCUGUGUGGCUCCACCUGAAGACAGAGCUGAUGUGCUGAAUGAAAAGGUUCAACCUAAGAAUGAUCAUGAAUUUGAAAUGGUUAGUCCAGGAGAUGAAGAAGAGAUGACAGUCUGAUUUAUUUAGGAGUUAGCAUUAUUCACAUGUAUUUGUUGAGUAAAUGCCAAAUUGAAGCUUUACAAGACACAUUCCCAGCUAUAUGUUUGCCUCCAAUUUUAUCAAUUUUUAACCGUUUGGUGCUUAUACAGUCUUGCAGUUGAUUGGAAUACAGUUGUAAUACAAAUCACAAUUGAUUAAAAUUUAUUGUAUAUCAUA